This is a messenger RNA of Anopheles nili, 14547 nucleotides long. It is a transcript of the gene LRP1, whose product is annotated as low-density lipoprotein receptor-related protein 1. The coding region runs from base 1 to 14457 and encodes 4818 amino acids. Gene Ontology annotation, molecular function: calcium ion binding; protein binding. Lineage: Eukaryota; Metazoa; Arthropoda; Insecta; Diptera; Culicidae. The record is from RefSeq and is a predicted model, not a curated record. The transcript has 14 exons.
AUGUCCGCCAACAACAACAGCAGCAGUGAUCGUCUUCGCAGUGCUCCUCCGGUGACCCAGGCCACUGGCGAAUGGCGAGGAGGCUACCACAGCUGCUACCAACAACGGCAACAACACACUCAAGGCCACGGGGAUGCGUCGUCGAUCACUCGCGCGAAAGCUGCUUGCGUACACGCCAACGCGUGUUUGCCUGCGUACCUCGCGUUCGCGUUACUGGUGACGUCGCUGGCCGUGGUUGGGGUGGGGGGUGUGUCAAUGACCGGGCCCGGUAUUGCCAGUGUGCAAAUUUCAGGUGCAGCUGCACCGCAAACGAAGGCCACCGAAACCGGUUCCGAUCUUCGAAGGGCGCCUCGAUCGCCGGUCACGACUACGGCAGGGCCAGGGCUGGGGGCUUCAACGGAGGAACCCCAAGUAACAUGUCCUCAUUCGCAGUUUACAUGUGUGGUGGAUGGUAAAUGUAUACCUGCCUUGUGGCGAUGUGACACCUCCGCGGAUUGUUCGGACGGUUCCGACGAAGUUGGUUGUGAUAAGGCACAUUCCUGCAAAUUCGGUAUGUUUCACUGUAAACUAUCCAACCGGUGUAUUCCUGUCGACUGGUCGUGCGACGGUGAUGUAGACUGUGGUGUGGUAGAAAAUUAUCACAUGGUUGACGACUCUGACGAGGAUCCUUACCUAUGUCGGGCACACAAAAAGUGCCUCCCAACGCAGGGGCUCUGUAUGGAUGGGAAGUGUCUGGAGAUCGACCGAUUCUGUGAUGGCUUCUGGGAUUGCAGCAACGACGAGCUAAACUGUUCUACCAACAGCACAGCAACGACUAACCCUGCGACGAGCUCUUGCGAUGCUCUCAAGUGUUCCUACGAUUGUCGAGUGACGCCAGAAGGUCCAAGGUGUUUCUGUGCCAAAGACAGCCAACCCAACGGCAGUAUUUGUGAGGAUUUCGACGAUUGUCAGGUUGAGGGUCUUUGUGAUCAAGUGUGCAAGAAUCAGCCCGGAUCGUACCAAUGUAGCUGCACCACCGGCUAUAUGAAGCAAGGGAACACAUGUACCGCGGUCAAUUUGCCCAAAGAUGAGCCAGCGUCGCUGAUGUUUGCAACUCGAAAUAAGGUACGCAAAAUACCCAUCAGCAAUAGGACCGCGGUGCUGCAGGAAAUAGGCACGUCUUUGAACACAACGAACGAUGAAGGACAACUGUGGCAGUCGUUUACUCGCAUUCGUGCACUAGAAAUAGUCCACCGUAAUCGAACGUUUUGUGUCGUGCGGAUAUCGAACGAGUCCAUGCUAGAGUGCCAUAGCGUUGACAACACAUCGCAUAGCUGGACUAUGCCAAGGCCAGAUCUCUUUGCGAAUCUCGAUAGUAUCGUCGAUUUUCGGCUCGAUUGGGUAUCGGGAAACUGGUACUUUCUCGACGAGGAACGAGAAAUUAUUUUCGUUUGCUCAUCGCAAAUGCUGCAUUGCACAGUCGUCGUGGAAGCUAUAAGUGAACCUCUUCGACCUCGCCGGAUGGCGCUAGAUCCCACCAAAGGUUUUCUGUUCUUUUCCAAGUGGGGAAGCGGAGAAGCCAGUAUUGAAAGAUCGCUGCUCGAUGGUACAAACCGCACAUCGAUCGUGAAGAAUAAAAUCAUCAACCCACUAGAUAUAGCGCUUGAUUUGGUGAUGCAGCACGUAUACUGGGUGGAUAUUCAUCUGGAUGCAGUUCAGCGUGUGAACUACGACGGAAGUGGCCGUUGGUAUCCAAAGAAACGGCCCGAGUUCACGUUAAAUUUUCGACUUCUCUAUGCUCUCGACGUGUUCGAGAGAUCGAUCUAUCUUGCAUCAUGGAAGAAUGGUAGCAUAGUGGCACUGAAUGGUACCACAGGCCAGACGCGCAUUAUCGUUCCAAACGCAUCCCGUGCUGUCCACCUCCACGUGUUUCACCGGCAGAAGCAACCAGAAGUAGCACAUCCUUGUCGCAUUCAGAAUGCGGGCUGCGAUCAGCUGUGCAUUCCGGUGUGGAAGAAAAUCGGCGUGGCUAUUGCUCAGUGCAUGUGUUCACCUGGAUAUCGCUUGAAGACGAAAACGCAAUGCAUGCUCGUUAAAAGACCAACCUUUUUGUUGUACGCCAAGUCAUCGCCGGCAAUGAUUCGAGGGUUUGCCAUGGGUAUGAAGUCGCAGGAAGCAAUAGUCCCCGUCACGAAUCUCGGUGUUCACAUCUCGUUUGAUUGUCACGUUGAGGAGCAGUUACUCUUCUUUUCUCACCGCAAUAAAGACUCUCCAACGUUUCGAAUAGAAUCGCAAAAAUUAGAUGGUACUGAUCGACAGCUAAUACUCGAAAGUCCUGGUUCAUGCGAUGGUAUUUCAUACGAUUGGCUUGGUAAUAACAUUUUCUGGACUGAUUCAGAUCGUAACCAUAUAUCAGUCGUAAAGCUAGGACCAAAACCAGAACGCUUUACUGUACUAAGACACCUUCAAGCACCAAUGUCUAUUGUAGUAGAUCCAAAGCAAGGCUGGAUGUAUUGGUCUUCAUGGUCAGUUCCCAGCGGUCGUAUCGAUCGCGCAUGGAUGAACGGCUCUCACACAGAGCUGUUAAUAAGCAAUAAGGAUCGCCCAAUCGAAUGGCCAACUAGCUUGUCUAUUGAUACGAUCCAAAAACGGCUCUAUUGGUGUGACGCCAGGCUCAGCCUGAUAGAAAGCUCUAAUCUCGAUGGUAGUAAUCGAGUGCUUCUUUUUGACGGACAACCGCAUAAUCAAUUCCCAUCUGCCCUCGCCGUACAUCGACAAUUUGUGUAUUUCGGUGACAACGUUAAGAGACGCAUACAGAAAUUCAAUUUAAGUGAUCCAUAUACUUUGGAAACAGUAUCGAUCGAAAAACCUCGGCUGUGGGAGCUGAAAAUUUUUGACAACCUUACACAACACAACGGAAAGGCGCGAAAUUCGUGUGACAUAGAUUGCCCGGGCAUUUGUUUAAACACACCCACUGCAUACGCAAGCUGCAAGUGUAUGGACGGUCAAGUUCUUUCUCAGCCAGCUGAGGGAAAGCCGAUUUGUCUUCCUUUCGAUUUGAAACACUCACAGGCAACGUGUAAUUCUAGCACACAUUUCUUAUGCCACAACAAUAUCGAUUGUAUUGAAAUCAAGUACACUUGUGACGGUGAUCGUGACUGCGAGGAUGGUAGUGACGAGAAGGUUACGCCUGAAGGUCCAUGCGAUCCCAAUUGCGAUCUCGAGACCAAUUUCAAGUGUGAUGAGCAACGGUGUAUUAGCAGGAUACAUGUUUGCGAUGGCUCGGUUGAUUGCAUCGAUGAAAGUGAUGAGGACUACAUUAAUUGUCCCAAUAAACCCUGCAGUGAGCAGUUUUUUCGAUGUAACAUCAGUCAUAGAUGCAUUCCAAAUACAUGGGUCUGCGACAGACAUCUUGACUGUGGGCCUAACGAUAAUUCUGACGAACCGGAGCACUGUCACAAAUGUCCUGAGUUUGAGUGCAAAAAUUCGGCUUGCGUCCCUUUUGAGUUUCUGUGCGAUGGUGUUGAUAACUGCGGUGACAGAUCGGAUGAAUCACAAUGCGGUGUGAUCUGCGGAGCAAAUGAGUUCUUCUGCAGCCCACACGGUUGCAUAGAUCGUACGUUAAUGUGCGAUCCCAAGCUCAAUUGUUUGAAUGCGUUCAAUGAAUGCGACAAACAGGCAAAGGCUGAAAAUAAUGGUACCAAUCAUCCUGGCAUACCUAUCCGAUCGGAGUCGGAGCUAAAGGAUCUCUGUAGACAGGAUCUCUCGGUAGUCUGUGGAUCUGAACGACAGUGUAUCGAAAACUAUAAUCGCGAAUGCCAGCGAAUGGAGUUCAAACCGUUCAAUGAAACAAAAACCUGUCAGCAUCCAGAUCGCUUAUGCCGCAUAACGAAUGAAUGUAUACAAGUGUCGCAACUAUGCGACGGACGUACAAAUUGUCCUGAUGGCACAGAUGAAGGAUUCCGAUGUUUGGAAAAAAUGUGCGACACAUCCACAGAAUGUUCUCACUCAUGUCAUAAUGCACCAGAAGGCCUGGUAUGCUCUUGUCCACCUCAUCUAUUUCUGCAACCUAACGGCCGGGAAUGUGGACAUGAUCAUGCGUGCAAUUCAUGGGGCACGUGUUCCCAAACCUGCCUCGUCUCCGGGAUGCAUUACCGGUGCGAGUGUGUUGAAGGUUAUACAAUGAUGUACGAUAAGUUCACCUGUCGCAGCAACAACGCUGACUCACCCUAUGUUAUCUUUAGCAAUCGGCAAGAGAUUUUGGGUGUCGAUCUGAACACACUUGGUGUGAAAAGUUUUUACACCUCUCUGCGAAACACCAUCGCAUUAGAUUUUCUUUUUCACAACAAUUCCGUGCAGAUCUUCUGGUCGGACGUAAUGGACGACAAGAUCUAUCGAGGCAUACUAAAAAACGACACUAUAAGCAAUGUUGAAGCCGUAGUGCAGUCCGGUCUAUCAACGGCCGAGGGUCUAGCAGUGGACUGGAUAGGAAUGAAUAUUUACUGGAUUGACUCAAACCUGGAUCAGAUAGAAGUCGCAAAAACCAAUGGAAGCUUCAGAAGGACUCUGGUCGCAGGAGAUAUGGUGAAUCCCCGAGCAAUCGCCCUGGACCCAAUGGAGGGCGUGCUCUUUUGGACCGAUUGGGAGGAAGGUUCUCCACGUCUUGAGCGGUGUACAAUGGCUGGAGAGAAUCGUACAGUGAUCAAGUACGUAGGAUCAGAUGGAGGUUGGCCAAAUGGUAUCGCGUUAGAUUACAUAUUACGUCGAGUGUACUGGAUCGAUGCACGCUCCGACUCAAUACACACGAUCACUUACAACGGCCUGGAUCAUCAUCUUGUUAUAAAAGAUCAGGGAGUGCUAGCACACCCAUUCAGUAUCACCGUUUUCGACAAUUAUGUUUAUUGGACUGAUUGGCGCACAUACUCCGUCAUUCGUGCCAACAAGUGGAAUGGCUCCGAUAUAACUGUAAUACAAAAAACGCAAAGCCAGCCUUUUGGCAUCCAAAUUCUACACUCCAGCCGACAACCAAACAAUCAACCGAACCCGUGCGCUAUCAACAACGGAGGCUGCUCGCAUUUGUGCUUACUAAGCGUUGGAUUGCGUCACGAGUGCGCUUGUCCGCACGUAAUGCGCCUGCACGAAGAUCGAAUGCGGUGUAUUCCGAAUGAGGAAAUCCUUCUAUUUGUAGUGGCUAGCGAAAUACGGGGAGUCGACUUGCAGCAGCCUGCUCAUUACACCAUCCCCACGAUCAGCCACCCGACCCAAGUUAUGCAACCGUCCGUGUUAGAUUAUGACAUCAGCGCCGCCCGCCUCUAUUGGAACGACAUUCAGCUAAAUGAAAUUAAGUCUUCCGGUCUUGCGACAGGACCGAUCGAAACUAUCCUUGAUACAGAAAUUUCGCAUUCGUUGGGCUUUGCCGUGGACUGGAUAUCAAAGCUGCUCUAUUUUUCAACCGGUAAUGAAACGAACAGUCGUAUAUUGGUUAGCAACUUAAAUGGCGAAUACGUAGCAGAAAUUGCCGAUGGUUUGGCUUUGGUCAACAGUCUCGUUAUUUAUCCUGCAAGAGGUAUGAUGUUUUAUGCAACUAUGAGUGAAACGCCAAAGCUCUAUGAGUUGUAUGCUAGUCGCAUGGACGGAUCCGAACGCCAAUUAGUUAGCAAUUCGACCUUCUACCAGGUUGAUAGUUUAGCACUUGAUUUCGAAACUAAUCGGCUAUAUUAUAUUGCUUCGAGGACGGGUGAAAUUUUUUACUACGAUAUUGGAAGUGGAAAAAUUAUUCAAGUACUAUCAUCUCAUCAGGAUAACCACCCGAUCAGUACAAUAACGAUCUAUCGCGAUUCUAUCUUAUAUGACGAUAAUCACGAGGGUCGCAUAAUGCGAUGUAACAAGGAUCUUUGUCAAAACGCAGUAUCAGUAAGGAACAAUACGAGUGGUAUCAAUGCUAUUCGAAUGUACCAUCCUGAAGCACAAAACGGUACGAACUCAUGCCAAAAGCAAACAGAUGGAUCGAGCUCAACCGGUUGCGAACAUCUCUGCAUUCCUGUGUCAGCCCAAAGCCAUGUAUGUCGCUGUGCAAUUGGAUAUACAAGCGAUCCACAUAACGCUGCUCGAUGCAUCGGAUUGGAUGACGUGUUGGUGUAUUCAAUCGGUCAUCAACUUAAAGGUAUUGCACUCUCCCGAUCGGAUGAUGUUGUUAAAUCAAAUCUACGAGAGCGCGAUACGUUUGGACCGCUACAGCAAAUAUCUUUAGCAACGAGUAUCGACUUUCACGUGGCUGCAGAUUAUGUGUAUAUUGCCGACACCGAUAGAGGAUCGAUUACGCGUAUUAAACGGGAUGGAAGUGGUCGAGAAACAAUCAUCAGCUACUUUGAACAGGUUAUCGAUGCUAGCAGCGCCAUCGAUUGGCUGGGCGGUAUUGCGAUAGACUGGGUGGCGGAAAAUAUCUACUGGACAGAUCAGAAGCGUAAUUUGAUUGAGGUGGCACGGCUGAACGGGAGUCUGCGAUACGUUGUCCGAUCAGAUGUGGAAAGUCCGAUGCUGUUGGCCAUAGAUCCGUGGCAGGGCUAUCUCUUCUAUGCCAACCGAGGUAUGAUUGGCCGAAUGGGACUAGAUGGAUCCAGUAACUUCAUAGUAGUAAAUCAUUCUUCGGGAAUCAGUGAUCUUGCCUUGGAUCCCGAUAAUCAGGUGGUAUAUUGGUGCGAGAUGUUAACAGAUACGAUCUGGAAGGUGGACUACGAUGGCAACAUGAAACGUUUGCUUCUAAACGGCACGUUAUACAAUCCGAAAUCACUCGAUUUGUUUGGUAAAACCAUCUUCUGGUCAGACUCACGUGGUAAUAUAAACGCAGCUGAUAUUGAUAACAUUUUCAACUACAGAAGAGUCGUGGAAUCUUUAGAAGAAUCAUCGCUAAAAGAUAUCAAAAUAUUUUCAAGCCGCAAGCAGAGUAAAACUAACGCUUGUGGUGUAGCAAACGGAGGUUGCAAAGAGCUGUGUCUAUACAACGGCACACAUCCGAUAUGUGCAUGUUCGCAUGGGAAAAUUUCAUCCACGGAUUUAAAGACCUGCGAGCCGUAUGAAAACUUUUUACUUUAUUCGCGACAAACGGCAAUUGAGAGCAUACACAUGACCGAUGCGAGUAACAUUAACGGCCCGAUAUCGGAGAUAAAAAAUUCUACGUAUUUGAAAAACACGAUUGCAUUAAGCUACGAUUAUGAGCAAGAGCUAAUUUUUUACUCCGACAUCGAUCACAGUACUAUCAACUGCGUGCAUUUCAAUGGCACAAAACAUCAACGCAUCGUCACGAAGCAACUUACGGUGGAAGGACUAGCUUUUAAUCCACAAACCCGGGUUCUUUUCUGGACAUCAAACAACGAAGCUGCUAUCCGUUCACUGGAUCUAAAUAAUGUGUCCCUUUCCGAUCCAGUAGCGAAUGCAGCGCUAGUGCAAGAUGUGAUAAAACUGCAUGCAACGGAUAAGCCACGUGGAAUUGCCGUUGAACCGUGUCUUGCAAUGGUAUACUGGACGAAUAGAAACCUGCACGGCGCGUCAAUUCAACGUGCAUAUCCUUCGGGUUAUGGUUUAGAAAGUAUCAUCACGAAUGACAUUCAGAUGCCUAACGCGCUCACGUUAGACUAUCAAGCACGCAAACUGUACUGGGCCGACGCGCUGCUAGAUAAGAUCGAACGAACGGACUAUGACGGAAAGCAUCGUGUGGUGUUGGCACAUUCUGCCCCCAAACACCCUUUCGCACUGGCUGUAUUUGGGGAUCUGCUCUUUUGGACUGAUCUCACCAUUCACGCUGUCAUUCGGGCUGAUAAAUACUCCGGUAGCGAUGUUGUAUUGCUUCGGCGCGACAUUUCCCAACCAAUGGGCAUUGUAGCGGUUCAAAAAACUGAUAAGAAGUGCGCCGCCGAUCCAUGCUCAGUGCUGAAUGGAUUAUGCGAGGACAAAUGUCUUACCGAUGCGUAUGGUAAGGUUAAGUGCCAAUGCACACAAGGCGUUUUGGCCUCUGAUGGCCAGCGGUGUAUUCCGAAAUCGGUCAGUAACUGCUCGUCCUCGGAGUUUAGCUGCACAAACGGGAACUGUAUACCAUUUCAUCUGACGUGCGAUUCUAUCAAACAUUGCCUGGAUGGUUCCGAUGAGAUGGUAACGUUCUGCUCCCACAGACCUUGUCCCUCAGGAUUUUUCCGAUGCAAUAACGCACGCUGCAUUCCGCAGAGCCAACAAUGCAAUCAUGUUCAGAACUGUGGGGAUGGAAGUGACGAGAUAGGAUGCAGUUGCAACAACGCCACACACUUCCGUUGUGCAAGCGACGGACAGUGCAUCAUUAAGUCAAUGCGGUGCGACUACGAACCCGACUGCAAAGAUGUGUCAGACGAGCUUGAUUGUCCGGUGAUCCGUAACUGUCUGGCCGGAUUCAUCAAAUGCCCUAAUACGACCGCUUGUUACCUGCCGACAUGGCAAUGCGAUGGCGAAAACGAUUGCUGGGAUAACUCAGACGAAAAAGAUUGUCCCACGGCCAUUCCGACUUGCCCGCAGGAAAAGUUUCUAUGCGCAAACGGUCGUUGCAUACCGCAGUCGUGGCGUUGCGAUGACGAGGAUGAUUGCACGGACGCUAUCGAGGGAGGUUUGAGCUCAGACGAGAUUGCAUGCGUGAAGCACUGCAAACCAAACCAAUUCAAGUGUACAAACACUUCGGAGUGCAUCUCGAACAGUUGGCAGUGUGAUGGCCAUCCCGAUUGCGCCGAUGGUUCGGAUGAAGGCGAGCACUGUGCGCGACGAGACUGCCCCGAAACGGAAUUCCAGUGUCCGACAACAAACCGUUGCAUUUCUGUGAUGUGGGUCUGUGACGGUGAUGUCGAUUGCGGGGCAACACAGGACGACGAAAUGGGAUGUGAUGAGAUAGUACCGACCGUUUGCGAUAAGACCUCAUUUACAUGUAAGAACGGCGAGUGUAUCAGCCUGCUACAUGUCUGCGAUGGCGAACAGGACUGUGUGGAUGGAUCGGACGAACCGCUUUAUUGCAAGCUAGAUCACGAUGGAUAUGAUGACGAUGAUGUUGGUGCAGUGGAUGAACUGGGGUGUCGUGAGCACGAUCAGUUCCGCUGCAGUAACGGAAAGUGUAUCGAUCGAAACCUUACAUGUAACGUAGACAACGAUUGCGACGAUGGCUCGGAUGAGGACAUACGUUUGUGUCGGAACACGACUCUCAUAUGCGCUGGGCCGGAACACUUCCGGUGUGAAGGUGGCGCCUGCAUUACGAGCAGCAUGUUAUGUGAUGGAGCAAACGACUGCGGAGACUGGAGUGACGAAAAAUCCUGCCACAUCAACGAGUGUGAAAUAAUACCGAAUCUUUGCGCGCACAAAUGCGAAGACCGUCCCGUUGGCUACGAAUGCGUGUGUAAGAAGGGUUUUCGCGUAAAUGCCAACGACAAGCACUUAUGCGUGGAUGUUGAUGAGUGUACCGAGCAACAACCGCGCCCUUGCAGCCAAACAUGUAUGAACACACACGGUUCAUAUCAUUGCUCGUGCGUGAAGGGAUUCGUAUUACGUGACAAUGACACCUGUCGAGCAGAUGGAGAACAAAUCAACGCACCAAAGCUCAUAUUUUCCAACAGAUACUACCUGCGAGAGGUAGACCUGAGCGGAGGAAUGACGAUUCUAGCGCAUAAUCUAACCAAUGCCAUAACACUUGACUUUGAUUGGUUGGAAAAGUGUUACUACUGGUCGGAUGUAACGAGCACAGUUACCACGGUCAAGAGGAUGUGCGAAUCAGAAGCUUCCGGUGAGGUGAAUCGCACCGUUGAAGUAGUGCACAGGACAAAUUUGAAAACCCCCGAAGGUUUAGCGGUCGACUGGGUGGGCAGGAAUUUAUACUGGUGCGAUAAAGGGCUCGAUACCAUCGAGGUGUCCAAGCUAGAUGGACGGUACCGACGAGUGCUAAUUAGCAAGGAGCUGCAAAAACCGCGCGCAAUCGCUCUCGAUCCUUUUCGGGGGAAUAUGUACUGGACUGAUUGGGGAGACCGACCGCACAUUGGCCGGGCUGGGAUGGACGGAAGCAAUCAGACUAUUUUGAUCAAGGACCAACUGGGCUGGCCAAACGCACUGACGAUCAGCUUCGAAACGAACCAACUGUUCUGGGGUGAUGCCCGAGAGGACUAUAUAGCCGUAAGUGACCUGGACGGGCAAAACGUGCGGGUGUUGCUUACGAGAACGCGGCAACCGUUGCUUAACUUGCAUCAUGUGUUUGCCAUUGCCGUGUGGGAAGACCGCAUCUAUUGGUCAGAUUUAGACUCAAAAUCAAUCGAAUACUGCCAUAAGUAUCGUGGAGAUGCAUGCGGGACGCUUAUCAGUACGAUACACCGCCCGAUGGACAUUAGGAUCUAUCAUCCCUACAGACAGAUACAGCCAGCUGUAAAUCCUUGCGACACGGCAGGUUGUCAAACGCUUUGUGUGCUUUCUCCAGAGCCAGCCGGGUACCGUUGCCUGUGUCCUGAUAACUUCGUACUGGCUGCUGACGGGAAGAGCUGUGAGGCAAACUGUUCAGCUGCGCAUUUCCAGUGCCAUGGGACGUUCAAGUGCAUUCCGUUCUACUGGCGCUGUGACAAGCAUGACGACUGUGGGGAUGGUAGCGAUGAGCCGUCGGAUUGUCCUACGUUCAACUGUGAAGCUGGUCAGUUCCAGUGUCUCAACAAGCGUUGCAUAAAUCCGAGCCAGAUCUGUGACGGCGUGGAACAAUGCGGCGAUCAUUCGGAUGAACGCGAUUGCAAUACAUUCGAGUGCUUUAGUUCAUUCUUCAAAUGUGGUCCUUCGGUAGCGAAAAACUCCAGUGGAUUCUGCAUUGAAAGAACACGUCGCUGCGACGAAGUGAUUGACUGUCCAAACGGUGAAGACGAGCAGCAUUGUGAACCGAAAAAUUGUACCUCUACCCAGUUCCGGUGCGCGAAUGGAGGCAAGUGCAUUGAUCGCACUUGGGUGUGUGAUAACGUGCCCGAUUGCCACGAUGGAUCUGAUGAACAAGUUUGCGGGCCCGCGACUACCUGUCCGGAACAUGAAUUUCGCUGCAGCGAGGGUCGUUGUAUACCUAAAACGUGGCUCUGCGAUGACGAGAAGGACUGUGUAAACGGGGAAGAUGAAAUGGAAAAUUGUCAGAAACCGGAAGCAAUCACAUGCGAACCAUACAGCUUCCGAUGCAAUAACUCAAAAUGCAUUCCUGGAAGGUGGCGUUGUGAUUUUGAAAACGAUUGUGGUGAUAACUCUGACGAAAUGAACUGUGAAUUGAGAAACUGUUCCGAAUCAGAAUUCCGCUGUCGCGAUGGGCAUUGUAUUCGGGGAAUUCGAAGGUGCGACAACGAGUUCAAUUGUGCCGACCACAGUGACGAAGAGAAUUGUAACGUAACUUGUGGCGAAAAUCAGUUUAAAUGCAAAAAUCAUCCAGCCUGCAUUAGCCACAAAUUCAGAUGCGAUGGUGACAAUGACUGCAUAGACGAAUCUGAUGAACAAGGCUGCGACUGCCACGAAGACGAGUACCGGUGCAACAACGGAAAAUGCAUUCUCAAGAGCUGGGUAUGCGACGGAAUAGACGAUUGUCUCGAUAAUUCGGACGAGAUGAAUGCAUACUGCACGGAGCAUGGGUGCAACAAACGCGCGUUCCAUUGCGCCAAUGGUAACUGCAUUCGCAAGAGCCUGCUUUGCGACAACAAGGACGAUUGCGGAGACAACACCGACGAAAAGAGUGCCCUCUGCCAAAAGUGCCCACCAAACUCCUUCCGAUGCAGCAGCGAUUCGAAGUGCAUCGACAGUGCACUACGAUGCGAUCAAACGCCACACUGCCUGGACGAAUCUGACGAAAUCGGUUGCAUUAAAACGGGUUGUGGGUUCGGAGCGUGCAGCCAAAUAUGCGUGGAAAAGAAAGGCCACUACAACUGCCGUUGCGUAGAAGGAUAUGCGAAAGGAGGCUCUGGUCGCAAUGCAACCUGCGUGGCCGUUGAGGAGCAGGGAAUUUUGUUGGUAGCAUCGGAAUCUGAUUUCCGUAGUCUUUACAUCGACACACCAGUAAUGGGCUAUUUGCAGACCUCUUCGUUAAAGAUUGAUCGGUUCGAUUUCGCGAUUACCCGUCAUAAUAUCACGCUUUUCUGGAUAGAUAGCUUCGACACGAGCAUCAACAAAAUUCUUAUGGAUACAACCGUUAAAGAUGGCGAUUACUCUCAGAGUGCGAUGAAUGUUAAGAAGGAAGUACGCCGCCAACUUCCGGCGUCCGCAGCCCAUUCUUACGAUCACAUCAAGACGCUCGACGGCAAACACUCCUCCGUAGUGCUCAAGAGCGAGGAUAUCGUUCCCAUCGCCAUAGCGUGCGAUUGGCUGACGGAGCGACUGUAUGUGAUAAAUAAAAAACGCAGUAACAUCUUCGUCAUGAGCUACAAUGGAACCAAUCAUACCACGCUUGCGCCAACCGGAAAACAUCCAAUCGGUCUGGUCGUUGAUCCUGUCAACGCCAUAAUGGUUUGGUCGAUCAUGGAAACGAUCAUUAGCUCGGGAAUGGAUGGGCGUGGCAAGCAGAAACUCGUGCACACCAACAUAGAAUGGGCAUCCGGGUUGGCAGUCGAUACCACCACGAAGCGGUUAUACUGGGCGGACUACAGGAAAUCUACUAUCGAAACGUGCCUUUUGCUGACCGGAGGAGAUCGUCACGUAAUUGCUGAACUACACGAUUACUCUAAGCCGAAAUUGCUGGACGUAUUCGAAGACAGCGUGUAUGUCAUUCUGUAUAAUCAGAAUAUUCUUAAGCUGAACAAGUACGGUCGAGACAAUGGCACAUACAUGAACGAGGAAGCGCGCGGACCCAACGGAUCUGGUGGAUAUCGAUCUUCUGAUGUUCAUUUCAUUCAUCCAUUGAAGCACGAUCGUAGUGUACCUAAUCCUUGUAUUGCGUAUCCAUGCCAUGAAUCUACCAUAUGUCUGCUUUCCACUGAAAAUCGCCUGAGGCGCAGUUGCGUUUGCCCUGAUUCCCAUCCGCGGGUUGUCUUGGACGAUCAUGGCGAGGUACGAGAGUGCCUAGAAAUGAAUCCCCAGAUGGCCGAAUGCAAGCUGCACUGUAAACAAGGUUCUUGCAUGAUCGAUCCGAAUGGUCAACAAAGGUGCCAAUGUUCUACGAACUAUGAUGGCAAAUUCUGUGACCAUUACAUAUGUUCGGGGUACUGCAAAAACAAAGGGUUCUGUGAAAUCGUUAACAACGAACCAAAGUGUAGCUGUUUGCCUCAGUGGACGGGCAAGCGGUGUGACAUUUCGACCUCUAAAUGCCAGCAAUAUUGUCACAACGGCGGUAACUGUACGAUUGCCCGGGAUGGUGAUACGCUCAGCUGCACCUGUCCUGAAGGUUAUACAGGGGAACAAUGUCAACAUUGUGCGAAUCUGCACUGCGAAAACGGAGGAGUGUGUCUUAAGGCAACCAGCCAGUGCUUAUGUGCAGAAGGUUUCGUUGGACGAAACUGUGAAAGGAACGUAUGCACGGAAUUCUGCGAGAAUGAAGGCGAGUGUACGAUAGAGCGAGGGGCAGCGAAAUGCAGCUGCCCUGAGACGACGUACGGUGAACGGUGUCAGUUUAAGGAUUGUCCAGAUUUGUGCCGUAAUGGUGGAGAUUGUGUUCCCGGUGAGCGACCGUACUGCAAGUGUCGACAAGGAUACGACGGUCCGUAUUGUGAGCAUGAUCUUUGCGAACUUCCCGAAGAAACACGGCCCAGCUAUUGUGCGUUAGUUCGCCCUACAACUGUAGAGCCUUCUCAACACUCACCGGUGAACUCGUGCAGCAGACACUAUUGCAAUAAUGGGGGGCACUGUUUGGAGGUUCGCGGAGCACCCAUAUGCAACUGCACAACACAGUACGCUGGAGAACACUGCGAAAAUUACGUCACUUACCGUAAUCCGUGCAAUAAUUUCUGCUUCAACAAUGCCAUAUGUCAACUGGAUCUAUUUUCGUCGUCCAAUGUUACGUAUAUUCCAUCGUGCAUAUGCAUUGGGGAAUGGACGGGCAAGCGAUGCGAUGCUAUUUCUCUGAGUGAACUUGAGGGCGCUGAUCCGAAUGGUUCCAGCGUCACACUGUCGGUGCUUGGGAUCAUCGUUUUUGUUAUGCUCAUAGUCGCCGCCGGUUUGGGCGGUACUUUCUACGGGUUAAAAAAACGGCGCUCGGGGCAACCCUUCCUACACGCCCGCCUGACGGAUAAUGUGGAAAUCACGAAUCCAAUGUACCUUGGAGAUGCUGACGAAGGUCCAGCUUUCGUUCAUGAAGACGAUAAGGUUCAUUUCGGAAAUCCUGUGUACGAACAGAUGUAUGCCGGCAGUGUAAAUGUACACAGCGAUUCUUCCACGAUUGCCGGUAACAGCGCACAUCCAUUGCUCACGAACGUAUCUACUGCGCCGGAGGAAAAGAAAGGCUUGCUUCAACAUCCCCAGGAAGAUACAGUUACAGCCGAUCUUUUAUGAUGUAAAGCGAAAUAGUAGCAGUUGCUAAAGCGACGGUUUUAGGAUCAAUCAGAUCUUAAACCUGUCGUUACAAACCUUUAUAGGGUUGGC